Molecule: messenger RNA, 1560 nt
Organism: Helobdella robusta
Lineage: Eukaryota; Metazoa; Annelida; Clitellata; Rhynchobdellida; Glossiphoniidae
Exons: 8
Coding region: 1-1560 (519 amino acids)
Source: RefSeq, a predicted model, not a curated record
AUGAAACAGAUUUUCAGGAUAUUUUACGUUGCAGUUUUAUUGUUGGCAACACGGGUAUCGUGUAACACCGUUCCUACAACUGAAGGAGGAAACGGAUAUUUGGGACCUCUGGGACCGGAUGGUCCGAUCGGAUCGACCGGAAAUAUUGGAUAUAUAACGGCAGCCAAGUCAACAUCAACCACAAAGCCACUACCGUCACCACAACUAAUAUCCCACUGUGAUCAACAAUUUUGUUACGAAAUAUCGGCCCAGUCCCAAUAUUACCCGGACACGAAUACCGCAAGAAGUACUUGUCGGAACCGAAACAACUCCAGUUGGCCCGUCGAGAUUUAUGACGAAUCGGUGAUGGGGUCGGUUAAUUUCAUUCUGAAUAAUUAUAGAGAUGUGCUCAGCGGUAUGAAGGUAUUUUUAGGGCUGGAUCGGUACGAGCAGAAACCUUGGAAUUGGAAUAACGGAAAACCGUUUGUCGAAUUUAAAACAAAGCAAGAGACGACGACUGAUGACAACCGAAAAGCUUUUAUAUACAUAACGCAGCCAAAAUCUCAAACGAAUUCACUCGAAUUCUACGAAGAUUACUCCACAAACAAUAGAUAUUUCAUUUGCCAGUUUAAACGUAGAUGUAAUGAAUUCGCAUACGGCUGGCCGGGAAAAGGUGCCAAUUCAAGUACCCCUAACUGCUACGUAGCUUGCAACAACAUCAACAACAACAUCAAUAACAACAUCAACAACAACAUCAAUAACAACAUCAACAACAACAACAUCGACUACUACAUGUCAUGGCACGAGGCCAGAUACUAUUGCCACAAAAACGGCGCCGGCGAUUUGGCGGUCUUCGACGGCCACAGCAUUGAUGACGUCAUCGUCGGAAUGGCGUCGAUGGCGACCGUGGCUGGGCAGACGUACUGGGUAGGUGCUGCCAAGAUGAGGUGGUACUGGAAUCGGGAUUACCCCGUAAAGGAAGCUUUGUACACUAAUUGGGUUUAUCACGCUGGGUUUCCAAAUAGUAACCUCUUCUACUUAUCGUCGUCGUCAUCUUCCUACAUCACUUAUAUCGAAGUCAGUAAUGAUUCCGAUCAGUGGAAAGAUACCACACAGGGCAGCACACAAAACACCAUGCUCAAUCUUACAUUGAUUUGUAUGUCAUCAUUAUCAUACGCAACAAACAAACAUCAACAAUCACUUCCCGUUCUACAUGGGAUUCGAACCCGGGACCUCAACAUUCGCAAAAAAACAUUCACCAGGAAAAAGAAGAGCGAGAGCCAACAACAUGAACAUGCCAUCAGAAAUCUCCCGCCAGUUGACGACGAAGACAACACAUACCUGCGUCUGGCGCCACAAAACAAAGAUCCUCAAUGUUGUUACGAAAACGAGGUUGUUGAAAAUAUAAACAACAACAACAACAUAAGCGAUAGCAACCUAAACAACACACACAACAUCAUCAGCAGUCACAUCAACAACAGCAAUUUAAACAAUGAUAUCAUCAACUACAACAACAACAAUAACAUUAAUGAAAACAACAAAGACAAUUGUGACAAAGAGAUUUAUGAUAUUAUAUGUUAA